This is a messenger RNA of Silurus meridionalis, 2497 nucleotides long. It is a transcript of the gene zbtb48, whose product is annotated as zinc finger and BTB domain containing 48. The record is from RefSeq and is a predicted model, not a curated record. Gene Ontology annotation, biological process: regulation of transcription by RNA polymerase II. NCBI's taxonomy places the organism in Eukaryota, Metazoa, Chordata, Actinopteri, Siluriformes, Siluridae. The transcript is spliced from 10 exons. Gene Ontology annotation, cellular component: nucleus. Bases 145 to 2364 code for a protein of 739 amino acids. Gene Ontology annotation, molecular function: protein binding; DNA-binding transcription factor activity, RNA polymerase II-specific; RNA polymerase II transcription regulatory region sequence-specific DNA binding.
CUUUGUAUUUUGUAGUCGAAUAAAAAGCAUUUCGUGUUAAAGAUGUUAUUUAUUUAUUACAUACCAGUUUUAAAGCGUAGAUCGGAUUUAUUUAUGAAAGAGCAUUGCGUGAGGUUGUAGAGACUGCAGCCACGGAGAGUCCUAAUGGAUCGAAGCACACUAGAUGGUGCUCACGCCAAGUGGGUUUUGUCCGAGCUGAACCAGCAGAGGGGGCUUGGAAAGUUCUGCGAUGUGAUGCUGAACACCCCAAGCGGUCAAGUGUUCCUGGCCCACCGCAACAUCCUCGCUUGCUUCAGCCAUAUUUUCCGGGACUUACCCUCCUCCACGACAUGCACAGAGAUCAACCUGCCACAAGAGUGUCCCGAUGAGGGCCUGGAGCUGCUGCUGCAUUUCUUCUACACUGGUGAUCUCGAGCUGAACAGCGAGACUGAGGUGAAGGUUCGACGGGCUGCAGAUGAUCUAUCCGUUCCUGAUUCCCUCGUUCCUGCUCAGAAGCUGGUCAGAAGCGAUGGGAGCGAAGACGGCGAAGGGAAGUCACUUUUCCUCUCAGGGUCCGUGGACACCAAACCGCACUUGACCGCUGUGCCACAAUCAGCAACUCAACCAGAGGUGACCAGCGAUGGAGAAAACCCGACGAGGUCAGAAGUUGUAGAUGUGGAGCGCGCUGAUUUUCUCAGCACCAACUCAUCCACCACCACUCGAUCUGGCAGGAGGGUCCGGGGUCCAAGCAGGCUGGCCAGAGAGGACGUCGUUCCUGUAGCCCCAAAACUCAGUGCAACAAGAAGAAGAACUGCAUCUCUCGAGGCCAAAGACGAACGCAUCACACCCACUGAUGGAGAACAGAGCAAUACGCAUGUGGUCAAAUCAAAGGUCAUCAUGGCCCUGCUUUGCCCUGCAGGCUUUAGUUUGGGCAUCUCCACUCUAUAUUCUGGUUUCGUCUGUGCAGGACGGUCCUCCAAACGGGGACGAAGACGACGAGGACGGUGCAGGGAUUUUUACAGAGGACACGGACGAAGAGUACACGCCGCACCAGCCACCCGUGGCGGCGUUUAUAAAGCUCCGCGAGGGAAGCGCAGACGGAAAGGAAGUGUCGACGGGAAAGAGAACGGAGACGGAGGUGGGUCGACGACGGACGCGAAGAAGGACUCCGUUCAGUGUCCCACGUGCCACAAGACGUUCCUCAGCAAAUACUACUUGAAAGUCCACAACAGGCGGCACACCGGGGAGAAACCUUUUAAGUGUGACAAAUGUGGGAAAUGCUAUUAUAGGAAGGAGAAUUUGCAAGAGCAUGAGGCCAGGAACUGCCUCAGCAGGACUGAUAUGAUGUUUUUCUGCUCUAGGUGUCCCAUGAGCUUUAAGAAGAGACAGGAACUGCGGAUGCACACAGUCUCGCACACGGGCGAGAUGCCGAAUAAGUGCACUUCAUGUUCGGAGCAGUUCAUGCAGAAGAAAGAGCUCCGAAAUCACAUGAUCAAAGUCCACGGAGCUCCGAAACCAUAUUCAUGCUCGCUCUGCCCCAAGAACUUCCUGUCACGCACCGAGCUGCGUCUCCACGAAGCCGCCAAGCACCGCGGGGAGAAGCUGUUCGUGUGUGAGGAGUGCGGCCAUCGAGCUUCCAGCCGCAACGGCCUACAGAUGCACAUCAAAGCCAUUCACAGGAAGGAGCGUCCGUUCGUGUGCGAGAUCUGCAAUCACGCCUUUACCCAGAAGGUCAAUCUGAACAUGCAUCUCCGCACACACACAGGGGAGAAACCGUAUCAGUGCCACCUGUGCGGCAAGACCUUUCGCACUCAGGCGAGCCUGGACAAGCAUAACCGCACACACACUGGCGAGCGGCCAUACAGUUGUGAGUUCUGCGAGCAACGCUUUACCGAGAAAGGGCCGCUGCAGCGCCACAUAGCCAGCAGACACCAAGAAGGCCAGCCGCACACCUGCCACAUCUGCAACAAGUCCUUCAAAGCCAUCGAGCAGCUUCGUGUGCACGUACGGAGACACAAAGGGAUGAGGAAGUUCGAGUGCACAGAGUGUGGCUACAAGUUCACCAGACAGGCUCACUUGCGGCGACACGUCCAGAUCCACAACCGCGUGGAGAACUACAACCCACGCCAGAGGAAACUGCGCAACCUCAUAGUAGAGGAUGAGAACGCAGAGACUACUCCCGCAGGACAGGAGGCGGCAGACGAGGAUGCCCUUUCAGCCGAAGAGGAAAGCAUGGUGCGGCUUGACUCUGGCGGUGUGAAGGAAUCCGUGCAGGAAAGCUUCGGCAUGGACGAGGUGAUGGAGGUGCUGGUGACUGACACGUUUCCCAUUCAGUCAGACCUAGUGGUGGAGCUGCAGGGAGACGGGGCUGAUGGCAAAGCUUGAGGGAAGGGUAAGAAGAGCAAGUGCUCCAAGGUGCGAUCCUGAGACCAGAUUUGUUUUGGUGCAUAAGUGAAACGGCAGCCAAUUCAAAUGCAUGCACAGUAAAAUAAAGUACAAACUUUUUUUCCUCACUAGA